UGAAGAAGAUGCAUUCAAAGCUCGCCUCGCGAUGACUUAUUUUUACCGGAUUCGGGUGCUGAUUGACGAGGAAUCGCAAUUGCGGUUUGAUGAGUGAGCGCGGUGGUGAGACUCGGAGAGUGUUGAGCUUGUCGAAUAUCUCAGUGAAAAGGAGUUUUGAGUGAGAGAGUUUGUUUGUGUGGAGGAUCUGAGAGCUGUUUUUUUGUGUCGGGUUUGUCCUCUCGAAGUUGGAGCUGGCUUUGAGGAGCAGGUUGAGUGGGGAAGAACUGGUGACUGUACUGGAAUUUUUCGCGAGCGAUUGAAGAAUGAGGGGGUUGUAGUUUUUUUUUUUUAUUUUUUUUUUUAUUAUUUUUUUUUAAAUUAUAGUUUUCUUGUUUCGGCAGACUCGCGGGAAGCGAUUGUGUGUUGUUGUAGAGAGUUUAUUUCAUGGGAAGGUGGUGAGCAAGAGGGUCGAAGCGCUUGGACUCUUAAUUUGAAGAGAGAACUGCAUUGCAGUGGUGAAGUGGUGAAGGUUUUGCGACGUGGAUGAAGCAGGAAUAUGAGAGUCUGCAACGUAUAUGAGAGUUUCUUUCUUUGACAGCAUUGCCCUUUGAGUCGCGGUAACCCUCGUAUUCUUGCUUCGGUGAAUCUGUGGCUCCUGAGCAGAGAGAGAAACGCGGCUGCCCUUCGGCUUUGCGCUGACUUGACGACGAUUCUUUGCAGCUACACAACUUGGGGAUUUUAUAUUGCCAGAGUACUCAUGGGGAAAGGGUCCUCAGCGAAGAUCAUUCCUGAAAAAAUCAGGAUUGGCAUUAAUGGUUUUGGUAGGUUUGGCCGUCUCGUGGCUAGAGUUUCGUUGGAGAGGGAUGACAUCGAGCUAGUUGCUGUCAACGACCCAUUCGUCAGCACAGACUAUAUGGCAUACAUGUUCAAGUAUGACACUGUGCAUGGGCGGAUGAUGAAAACGGACAUUUACGCUGAAGAUGAGCAAACCUUCUCUUUCGACGGCAAGAAGGUUGCCGUUCUUGGAUACAAAGAGCUCUCCGAGAUUCCAUGGGGUGAGUACGGCGUUGAUUACGUGGUGGAAUGCACUGGCAACUACACCACGAAAGACCGAGCAGCCGAGCAUCUUAAGGGUGGCGCAAAGAAAGUGAUUAUCACAGGGAACAGCAAAGAUGCACCAAUGUUUGUUAUGGGCGUCAAUGAGUGCGAUUACCGGUCCGAAUACAACGUCGUCGCUAUGGCCAGCUGCACCACGAACUGCUUGACGCCGCUUAUUAAGGUUCUCGAUGACAGAUUUGGAGUCGUGGAGGGCGUGAUGACAACCGUGCACUCUCUAACCGCAACGCAGAAGUUUCUCGAUGGUCCCCCGUUAAAGGAUUGGAGAGGCGGCUGCGCCAACAUCAUAGCCAGCUCCACGAGCGCUACCAAGGUCAUCGGUCGGUUGAUCCCACGCAUGAACGGAAAAAUUAGUGGCAUGGCCUUUAGAGUUCCAACUUCUGAUGCUUCGCUUAUCGAUUUAGCGGUCAAGCUCGAUCAGCUCGUCUCUUACGAGCAAGUUUGUGAAGCAAUCAAAGAAGCGGCGGAUGGACCUAUGAGGGGAAUCUUAGGCUAUACGGAGGAAGAUGCUGCUUCGACCGACUUUAUUGGAGACAGCAGAUCGAGCAUACUCGACGCAAAAGCUGGGCUUUCAUUAGGCAACGGCUUCUUCAAGCUUGUGACAUGGUUUGACAACGAGUGGGGUUAUAGUCACAGGGUGGUGGAUCUUAUUGUACAUAUGGCAUCGAUGCAGCAUUCACCAUUCUAUUUUUAAUUUAAUGACAUGUCUGUGAAGAUCAAUUAGCAGACAACCCUGUAAUUAAUAGCGGAAGGAGAUGAAAAACAACCCCUGGAUUUGGGUGAUAGUAAAAGGAAAAGCUGCCAGCGGCUGAAUUUUUAGACAUGUACCAUAGAGUCAGGAGUAGAAGAGGAGGCAUCCAACUUCACGCUGUAGGAGAGAUGUGACGCUUCGUUGACGAUUUUUCCCGGAAACUUAGACAUGCAUAUUUGUAAAUUCAUAAGAGAAUGGACAGACAAAGAGAAAAAACGAACUGAUACAUGAUCUUAAUGGCUUGAAACGACAACGUCGACGGUCAUGAAUUGUAUUGUGACAGGAAGGCAAAUAAUGUCAUGGACAUGCAUUCUCUAUUA
Messenger RNA from Physcomitrium patens, 2169 nucleotides. Its product is annotated as glyceraldehyde-3-phosphate dehydrogenase, cytosolic. NCBI's taxonomy places the organism in Eukaryota, Viridiplantae, Streptophyta, Bryopsida, Funariales, Funariaceae. Gene Ontology annotation, molecular function: NAD binding; glyceraldehyde-3-phosphate dehydrogenase (NAD+) (phosphorylating) activity. The record is from RefSeq and is a predicted model, not a curated record. Gene Ontology annotation, biological process: glycolytic process. Gene Ontology annotation, cellular component: cytosol.